Messenger RNA from Girardinichthys multiradiatus, 3739 nucleotides. RefSeq names its product WD repeat-containing protein 47-like. The coding region runs from base 211 to 2880 and encodes 889 amino acids. The transcript is spliced from 16 exons. Gene Ontology annotation, molecular function: protein binding. The record is from RefSeq and is a predicted model, not a curated record. NCBI's taxonomy places the organism in Eukaryota, Metazoa, Chordata, Actinopteri, Cyprinodontiformes, Goodeidae.
UGGCUAUAACGUCUGCGUCCGCAUGGCAACCAUAAGCUGUGUACAAGAAGCGAAGCAGAGGGGCGCCUUGUGAGAGUGAAGGUUUCAGAGAACAUCUAAGAUCGUGUGCUGCUCUGAGGACGCUGUUCGACCUGCAUAAAGCAGAGAGGGAGUGCUGAAUGUGGCGUGUGUCGUUGGCGCUGACUGACAGCUGCCAGUUCAUUUACAACCAUGACGGGAGAGGAGAUCAUCAACAUCAAGGAGGCCGAGGUGAUCAAGCUGAUCCUGGACUUUCUGAACUCCAGGAAGCUACACAUCAGCAUGCUGGCUUUGGAAAAGGAGAGUGGGGUAAUCAAUGGACUCUACUCCGAUGAUAUGCUCUUCCUCAGGCAACUCAUUCUAGAUGGCCAGUGGGAUGAGGUGAUGCAGUUCAUUCAACCUUUAGAAGGAAUGGACAGGUUUGACAAGAAGAGGUUUCGUUAUAUCGUCCUAAAGCAGAGGUUUCUGGAAGCUCUGUGUGUGAAUAACGCCAUAUCGGCAACUGAGGAUCCACAUAAUCUAGAGCUUACAAUGCAAGAGGCUGUGAAGUGCCUUCACAGUCUGGAGGAGUUCUGCCCGACCAAAGAAGACUACAGCAAGCUGUGCCUCCUCCUCACCCUGCCCCGCCUCACCCACCACGCAGAGUUCAAAGACUGGAACCCGAGCACGGCUCGCGUCCAUUGUUUCGAGGAGGCCUGCACCAUGGUGGCUGAGUUCAUCCCUGCAGACAGGAAGCUGAGUGAGGCAGGCUUCAGAGCGAGCGGGAACCGACUCUUCCAGCUGCUCAUCAAAGGGAUCCUUUACGAGUGCUGUGUAGAGUUCUGCCAGAGUAAAGCAACAGGUGAGGAGAUCAGAGAGGGUGAGGUGCUGCUCGGCGUUGAUUUACUCUGUGGGAACGGAUGCGAUGAGCUGGACUUGUCACUGCUUUCCUGGCUGCAGAACCUCUCCUCCGGUGCUUUCAGUUGCGCCUUCGAACAGAAAACCCUCAACAUCCACGUGGACCGCCUAGUGAAACCCAGCAAGGCUGGACACGCCGACCUCCUCACUCCCCUAAUAAACCGUCUCUCUCCCUGCCCUACCUCGCCCUUUCACCAGAGACCUCAUUCGGCCGACACUUACAUGUCCAGGUCCCUCAACCCGGCUCUGGACGGCUUGUCCCACGGACUGGCAGCGCAGGACAAGAGAGGCAUGGAAAGAAACAUGAAAUCCACACUCAGUCGGAGUCUAGUGGAGAAUAAUUUGCAUCACCAGGAUGACUCACCUGAGAGGAAGCACUUGCAGGUGUUGGAUGGGCCCCACACCACACGCACCCCUCUGACUCCAGGAAAAGAUGGCGGCCCACCCUGCAGCACAGAUAUACUGGAGCGCCGUGACUCCACAGAGCACAUCCAGGAGUACUACCGGCAGCGGCUGCGCGUGCAGCAGCACCUGGAACAGAAACAGCAGCAGAGGCAGCUGUACCAGCAGAUGCUGCUGGAGGGAGGCGUGAAGCAGCAGGAUGGAGCCCAACACAACCUCACGGAGACAUUUCUCAGCAGAUCCAUUCAGCGGCUGGAGGAGAUGAAUGUGGGCAUCGAUCCCAAAGGAGAUGAAGUGAUGGCACAUCUGGGUCAGCAAUGGAACGGGUUAACAACAAACAGCAGCACCUCCAGCCCCAGGAUGACCAACAUUCACAACACAGAUAAAGGACCUGUAAGGAGUAAGUCAGGUGGGGUUAUCAGCAGCACCCCGUCAAACUCUGGGAACCAUGGCCCGCCAUCACUCAGUGAGUCCCCAGUUUCUAAAAGUCGCAGUGCUGAAAGAAUCAGAGCUUCUGCUGCUUCAGUCCAAGAUGAACCUGGCUGCUCCACGAUUAGAAAUGCACAUGAGCAUGUGAAGUCCAAUACCCAGUUUGUAAGAGUGAGCCAGCUUGAGGACACCCAGGCGGUGCGUGCAGUGGCCUUUCAUCCAUCUGGAGCUCUCUAUGCUGUUGGCUCAAACUCCAAAACCUUAAGAGUCUGUGCCUACCCAGAAAUACUGACCACCAGCGGUUCUGGUGCAGCCAAACAGCCGUCGGUGCGUUUCAGACGUAACAAACAUCACAAAGGCUCAAUCUACUGUGUGGCUUGGAGCCAUUGUGGACAGCUGUUGGCCACCGGCUCCAAUGAUAAAUAUAUUAAGGUUUUGCCUUUCAAUGCAGACAGCUGCAAUGCCACAGGCCCAGACCUGGAGUUCAGCAUGCACGAUGGUACCAUAAGAGACCUGGCAUUCAUGGAGGGUCCUGAGAGCGGAGGAUCCAUCUUGAUCAGUGCUGGGGCUGGAGACUGCAACAUAUACACAACAGACUGUCAGAGAGGGCAGGGCCUCCAUGCCCUGAAUGGACAUACAGGUCACAUUCUGACUGUGUACACAUGGGGAGGUUGGAUGAUCGCCUCGGGCUCCCAGGACAAAACGGUUCGGUUCUGGGACCUCCGUGUGCCCAGCUGUGUUCGGGUGGUGGGAACAUCUCUGCACGGAUCAGGAAGUGCCAUUGCUUCAGUGGCUGUGGACCCAAGCGGCCGCCUGCUGGCCACCGGUCAGGAGGACAGCACCUGCAUGUUGUACGACAUCCGAGGAGGACGCAUGGUUCAGACGUUCCGCCCCCACAGCAGCGACAUUCGCUCUGUGCGCUUCUCCCCGGGAGCCCAUCAUCUCCUCACCGGCUCCUACGACAACAAAAUCCUCAUCAGCGACCUUCAAGGUGACCUAACAAAACAACUCCCACAGACUGUGGCGGGGGAGCACCUGGAUAAGGUGAUCCAGUGCAGGUGGCACCCACAUGACCGGACGUUCCUUUCCUCAUCAGCCGAUCGAACCGUCGUCCUCUGGGCUCCGGGCCCCUGACCGUUUCAAGAAAUGAGCCAUUAUCAAGAAAUGCAGUAGUCUUCACAAGCGCGUAGUGUCCCCACACACCCUUGCCUAGGCUGUUUAUUGUGAAACUCUCUUUAGAGCAACCUCUAUGUAUACUGUGGUAAUGGUGUGAGGCGUCGAGACAUUUUGAAGACACCAUACACUGAAAGCUAAUUGUAUGUAUUUGGAUGAUAUUUCGAUGUAUCUGUGUGAGUAUGCCACUGUGGGACACUAAAGUCUUUGUGUAAUUGAUCUUAAAGGUCAACUGUAACUAAAGGUGGAUCAAAAGAAACAAAAAUGUAUUUGCAGUUGUAAUUUGGGUUUAAUGUGACUCCUAAACCCCCCAAAAUACAAUUUAUGCUUCUCUGUUUGCUUGUUAUAGUACAUUGUGAUAUGAGUAUAGAAAGAGUGGAUAACACCAAAAAAGAGAAAACUAAGUUUACUUCAAGCACACUUCAAAAAUUUGUUUAGUUAUUCUCUCAUGAGUCACAGAAAUAUUUUAUCAAUAUUUGGUCAGAAUGUGAUCAAAAUAAAAAAAUAUAUAUAUAUUUAAAGAAUGUAUGCUUUGUUUCAACAUUGCACCGUUUUUCACAGCUCAUCUAGGCACAUUGAUGUCAGUGCUUUCUAUGAGAAUCAGUGUCCGGUUUCAACAUUGUGGAAGGAAGCCACAUUUACUUUUAUGCAUUUCAUAAUGUGCCUUUUUUAUAAACAUGUGCAGAGGGUUAAUUUUUUCUGAUUGCAUUUCUAUGCCAGGUCAAAGUAAAUAUUUUAAACAUGUCAUUAAAAACAUGCAGAAACUUAGCAGCAGAGUUUUGACUGUGUGGACAUCUUUGUAAAUAAACUGUUAUCAUUA